AUGGAGGGUGGCCCGGUGCAGGUGCGUCCCGGGGUCGGCGUGGGGGUGGUGAUUACCAGCCCCGCCCACCCCGACUGCGUCCUCCUGGGCAAGAGGAAAGGCGCCGUCGGGGCCGGCACCUACCAGCUUCCCGGAGGACACUUGGAAUUCGGGGAGAGCCUGGCGCAGUGCGCCCAGAGGGAGACCCUGGAGGAGGCCGCGCUGCACCUGAAGAACGUGCGCUUCGCCUCCGCGGUGAACGCGGUCAGCGCCCCGGACCGGUACCACUACGUCACCAUCCUCAUGAAGGGGGAGGUGGACACGGAGCGCGAGCCCGAGCCCAGGAACCGCGAGCCCGAGAAAAACGAGAGUUGGGAAUGGGUUAAAUGGGAAGAAUUUCCUCCACUAGAUCAACUAUUCUGGUCUUUACGCUGUUUAAAGGAACAAGGUUACAGUCCUUUUACAGAAGACUUUAAUCAUCUCAGGGGAUACACAGGAAAUCACCACUAAAUGGCAUAGUAAAUUCAUUGUAUAGUGUGUAAAAGACAGGGAUAUCUUGUGCCCUCCCCCAGCAUUCUGUCCAUGCCAAAGUCAGAAAGAUGUUGCAGUGCUUUACCAUCUUUAACAUCUAGAGUCUCUGUCACAGUCACCAUCCUUGUAUCCCAGGAAUAGAUGGGACUCCUUUUCGAGCCAUUCAAUGUUAGACAUGUUCUCAAAGUAAAAAGAUUAAACGUGCUAUCUUAUUUU
Molecule: messenger RNA, 726 nt
Organism: Emys orbicularis (European pond turtle)
Lineage: Eukaryota; Metazoa; Chordata; Testudines; Emydidae
Gene: NUDT15
Product: nudix hydrolase 15
Exons: 3
Coding region: 1-489 (162 amino acids)
Biological process (GO): dGTP catabolic process
Cellular component (GO): cytosol
Molecular function (GO): 8-oxo-7,8-dihydrodeoxyguanosine triphosphate pyrophosphatase activity
Source: RefSeq, a predicted model, not a curated record